This is a messenger RNA of Setaria italica (foxtail millet), 712 nucleotides long. RefSeq lists its product as uncharacterized. The record is from RefSeq and is a predicted model, not a curated record. Bases 18 to 608 code for a protein of 196 amino acids. The transcript has a single exon. NCBI's taxonomy places the organism in Eukaryota, Viridiplantae, Streptophyta, Magnoliopsida, Poales, Poaceae.
GACGGUGACGUGGCUCCAUGUUCACCUCACGUAAGCGUGACCGCGGCUCGUGGCGCGGGUACAGCGUGGACGGGCAGAGGAUGAGGCUCUUCAUGGGGCGCACCAGGGCGUCUCUGUACUGGCAAGGCGAAGGGAAGACGGUGACGGCUCUUGACCGGAGCACGGCCGAGCUCUCGUGUUCCGAGCUACCAGGUACGGAAGACUGGGACGGGCGGAGCACGGCGUUGAGGGUGGCCGCCGGCCGGGACGGCGAGGCGCGCGUCCUUACCACUUGGCCCGGCGGCGUUCUGAAGGUCUUCGCUCUGCCCCGGGGCGACGGCGAGUGGGCGCACGAGAAGACGAUAGAUCUGUCGGCGGUGGCGCGUGGGCUGCCGGGGUACCGUCCGACGUAUUUCUCCGGUGAGGUGGCGUCGUGGACCAACGUGACUGACACGGCGCUGGUUGUGCUGUGGUGGCGGGAGGAAUCGUGGGCGUUUCGUUUGGAUAUCGAGGCCGUCGAGGCGGAGCUCGUGCCCAUCGACGGCUUCUGUGAUGUGGCGUUCCCGUGCGAGCUGCCAUGGCCGCCGGUCUUGCGUCGUCGUGCACGCAAACUUCCCGCCGGUGUCUAAAAUUUUCUACCUGCGCCGGCUUGCAUGUGUAUGUGUGUAACCUGUUUCCAUAAAAAAUGGUCAUAUAUAUUCGUUUACACUGAUGAAACAUUCAGCUUCUUUUC